UCCAAAGUCAACAUACAAAAUGUUGGCGUGGAUGAUAUGGUUCUGCUCACAAAGAUUAAUGAAGAAGCCAUCGUUGAGAACCUGAAGAAAAGAUUGAAUGCAAAUGCCAUGUUUACUUAUAUCGGACCUGUGCUCAUUUCCGUUAAUCCUUUCAAGGAGAUGCCGUACUUCACAGAGAAAGAGAUGGAAAUUUAUCAAGGUGCAGCACAGUAUGAAAAUCCACCACAUAUUUACGCUGUUGCGGAGAACAUGUUUAGGAAUAUGCUAAUUGACAAUGAAAAUCAGUGUGCGAUUAUUAGCGGUGAAAGUGGUGCCGGUAAGACGGUUAAUGCUAAAUUUAUAAUGAAUUAUAUAGCCAGAAUGUCAGGUGGUGGUCAGAGGGUUCAGCACGUAAAAGAUGUAAUCUUGCAAUCAAAUCCACUUCUUGAAGCCUUCGGGAACAGUGCAACAGUCAGAAAUUGGAAUUCUAGUCGAUUCGGAAAGUAUGUGGAAAUUGUUUUUAGUAGAGGCGGUGAACCAAUUGGCGGAAAAAUUUCGAAUUUUUUGUUAGAAAAAUCUCGAGUGGUACAUCAAAAUCUUGGAGAACGCAAUUUUCAUAUUUUUUAUCAAAUGUGUAGGGGAGCAGAUAACAAUAUGAAACGUACGUUACUUUCCUUUUAUGGGCUUUGGGCACUUGAUCAGUAUAAUUAUUUGAAUCACAGCGGAUGCUACGACGCUCAAGGCACUGAUGAUGUAAAUGAAUAUAAGCAAACAAUGCACGCAAUGGGCGUCGUCGGUAUUCCUCCGGAAGUUCAGAGGGAGAUAUUAAACAUUAUUGCUGCUAUGUUACAUAUAGGAAAUAUUAAGUUUGUUGAAAGUAAAAAUUAUGCAGCAGUCAGUGACACACUCGAAUACCCGGCACUUUUGUUGGGUUUAAAGCCGGGAGAAAUAAACGAAAAGUUGGUAAGUCGACAUAUGGAAAGUAGGUGGGGCCAAGAAACUGAAGAGAUUGAUGUAAGACUAAAUGUUGAACAAGCCGAAUUUACUCGAGAUGCUUGGGUGAAGGAUCUUUACGUCCGACUUUUCGAAUACCUCAUAAAUUCUGUCAACGAUGAGAUGAAAGUUACAACUAGAUAUUCUGGGCUUCCUUUAUCGAUUGGAAUAUUGGAUAUUUACGGUUUCGAAAUUUUUGACGUAAAUGGAUUCGAACAGUUUUGUAUCAAUUUCGUCAAUGAGAAGUUGCAACAAGUUUUUAUUGAGCUUACACUGAAGGCUGAGCAAGAAGAAUACGUUAGUGAAGGCAUUGUAUGGACUCCUAUAGAUUACUUUAAUAAUAAGAUUGUUUGUGAUCUCAUAGAAGCCAAAAAACCACCGGGCAUUAUGUGUAUCCUGAACGAUAUUUGUUCACAGAUUCACGGACAAAGUGAAGGCGUAGAUAACCAGUUUUUGUCUAGGUUAAGCCAGUUGCUCUCUACUCAUCAGCAUUUGCAUAUAGGCCCAGAUUGCUUUGUUGUUCGACACUACGCUGGCGACGUUACAUAUCAUGCCGAUGGAUUCUGCGAAAAAAAUCGCGACGUUUUUUAUCAGGAUUUCAUUCCUUUAAUGCAAAGUAGCCAAAAACCUUAUAUAAAAAGCUUGUUCCCUGAAACGAUUUCAAGUGGUGCAAAAUCAAUACCAACUAGUUUCGCCUCAAAAAUUAAGGCGCAAGCUAACGGUCUCAUCGAUUCGCUAAUGAGAUGUGCUCCGCAUUAUAUUCGCUGCAUAAAGCCUAAUGAAACAAAAAGGCCAAAUGAUUGGGAAAGUAAGAGAGUUUUGCACCAAGUCCAGUAUCUAGGACUUAAGGAAAAUAUAAGAGUAAGGCGUGCUGGUUUCGCCUACAGAAGACGUUUUGAACAGUUUCUUUUUCGUUAUGCGCUUCUUAGUGAGCAAACAUGGCCGAAAUUCAACGGAGACCCGAAGGAGGGCUGCAAGAUAGUAUGCAGAGCUGCUAACUUGGAAAGCGAUCAGUACCAAAUGGGGCUAAAUAAGAUUUUUGUUAAAAAUCCUGAGUCGCUUUUUCUUUUGGAAGAGUUGCGUGAAAGAAAGUAUGACGCAUAUGCUCGCAUUAUACAAAAAGCUUUCAAACGCUUCAUUGCUCGGAAGAAAUAUUCGAAAAAGAAGGAAGAAGCUAGUGACCUGCUCUUUAAUCAUAAAGAAAGGAGACGCUAUUCAAUUAAUAGGGGCUUUGUUGGAGAUUAUAUCGGGUUGGAGUAUGCUCCUGCACUCCAGAUGUUGGCAGGAAAAAAAGAAAGGGUUUUAUUCGCUGCCACUGUGGAUAAGUAUGAUCGCCGUUUCAAAGUGUCAAAACUUGAUCUUCUUGUGACUGGGAAAGCUAUAAUGUUGAUAGGUCGGGAACUGGUAAAGAAGGGUAAAGACAAGGGGAAGUUGGUGGAGGUUGUGAAAAGGGAUCUGGGAUAUGCAGAAAUAGAGUCGAUUAGCUUAAGUCCAUUUCAAGAUAAUUUUCUUGCCAUCGCUGUCCGUGAUUCGCACACGUCAUUACUAGAAACUCCGUUGAAAACCGAGUUCAUAACUGCUGCGAGUAAGAAGUACAAGGAUGUCAUGAAUGGCGCUGUUCUUCCUAUUGAGUUCCGAUCGUCUUUUACUAUAAUACUGAAGAAGAGUCGAUUUGGAGGUGGUACUCGAAAUGUUAUGUUCUCUCAGGAACCCGGCAUAGGGGAUGCGACCAAAACCACAUCGAAGGGGAAGACUCUUCAUGUCAGUGUAGGUCCAGGAUUGCCUAAUACCACUCGUCCGUCCUCUCAUGCUCCAGAUGGCGGAACAAAAACUUCACAAAAUGGUGCAGUGAGAAGUCAUCAGUCCAAGGUCAGUCUAUUUACAAAGACUAUUUUUGGUAAUUUCACUUCUAGGUUACUGGAAAAGCUUCAGAUACGACCAAAAAGACCUGCCCCUCUUCCCCGACCCCCGCUGAAACCGAAACCCGUACCCCUUGUCGAAGCCUUGUACUCUUACGAUGCCCAAGACACCGACGAACUGUCAUUUGUUGUUGGUGACAAAUUCGAGUUGAUCGAUAAAGAUCCCUCCGGUUGGUGGCGCGGGAAGAUAAAAAAUCGAACUGGAUUAUUCCCGGGAAAUUAUGUCAAAGAAAUUGGUAAAUAUUGUUGUAGUGUACAAAAUUAA
Messenger RNA from Enterobius vermicularis (human pinworm), 3156 nucleotides. NCBI's taxonomy places the organism in Eukaryota, Metazoa, Nematoda, Chromadorea, Rhabditida, Oxyuridae. The record is from the annotation of a GenBank genome assembly.